Molecule: messenger RNA, 2736 nt
Organism: Mesorhabditis spiculigera
Lineage: Eukaryota; Metazoa; Nematoda; Chromadorea; Rhabditida; Rhabditidae
Source: the annotation of a GenBank genome assembly
AUGGCGCUCCGAUCGGAGCAGAACCGCGCUCCUGGCUGGGUGACUGGCGAUUCUAUUCUGCGCCCAAAUGCGAUAAUACCAUGGUCGAAAUAUUAUCAGCGGUUAAAUACAAAGCCCGAUUUGGCAUCUAUUAACUUGCCGAUAUCGGGGAAAUGUACGAAGAGCUCCGGCGAGGAUAACAACUCUGAAGAAGUCAUGUUGCAACAAGCUGCGUUGGCCGAAGUCGAAGCAAUGGAAGUCGAAAAAAGCCUCCGAAAUCUCCAACCCCCAAAACAACCGGCACCCCCAAAAUACAGCUACUCUAUACGACCUCAAUCGCGCAAGAAACUGGUCUCCGAACCGGCCGACUUCCAAAAACUCGGCAUGGCAAUCGCAAAGAACAUGGAACAGGGAAGGCGCCUCCCACCUGAUUACCAUCCGCCGCUAUACCCCGAACAGUAUCCUUAUAUGAAAUUGAAUAAUCUGCAACGCAAACAACCACCACGCGGAGAUGCUGUGAAAUCUAUUGCGCGAUACCAUUCGGAGUCCGAAGUCAAAACUCGAUUGGUGCCGAAAACGGCUUAUGAAAAGCAGGUUGAGGCUUAUGCUGCGAAAUUACCUAGCAUUGAAUAUGGAAAAAUACGGCCGCAAAAGGGGAUGGAUCGAUUGGGGCACUCGCAAGUGAUGCCGAAUUCGGAUGGAGCAUUGUCGCUAUCACCAGAAAUGAUCGCCAGGUUUUCUAAUCAGUUACCGCAUGGGGUGUUACGAAAUGGCGUCUCGGAUGGAGUCGGUCUCCAGCAACUCCCGGCCCGUCAACAAGGUGUCGCGAAUUUUGCUGAAACUUCAAACGCAGUUGGUGUGGCCGAACAACUCGGAGAGUUUUCAAAGGUUCUCCCACAUUUCACUCGGAUCGCUCCAGCAUCGCAAGUUGAUCUGGGAACGAAUUCCAUCUUAAACCCGUUUGGAGGAGCUACUGGAGAUAUGCCACCCCUACUUGGUCAGAUUCCUGGGAUCCAUCAAGUCCCACCACAAACAAAUGGGCCCAAUCCAUUCGAAGCUUUAUUAUCAAAUGGAAAUACAAUUGAACAAUUGGGAAAACUGGCGAAAAGCUUGUUGAUGAGCGAGGAUGGUGGGCAAAAUAACCUACUUGCUGCUGGGCUGAAAGCUUUACAACGGCAAGGUGCAGGAGGGUUGGAAGGAGAUCUAUUAGGAGCUGCCAAGACCGAGACACGAGCAGCCCCAACGAUGAUGGAACGGCUAAUGGCUUCGGCGGCUCAGGCGAUAAAUGAGAGUAAAAACAGCAAAAAAGAACUGCCCAAUUUGUUUCCUGUAAUAAAUAUCACGACAACAGAGAAGCCAGUGGAUGCGGAUAUUGAGAAAUCCGUCGCCUUGCUCAAGCAAGUCCCUGAAGAACAGAAGAAAAUCCUUGAAGCUGCUAUUCGAUCAGGGGAGCUUGAUUAUUCCAGUGUCGAAGCCGCCAUUAGGUCACUCGUCCGCGAGGAUUCGGCUUCCCAAUCGAAAACGGAGAAGACAACGAGAUUGAUGGAAUGGAUCCAGAAGAAUAGGCCCGCCAAGACUGAGCUCGUGCUCACGUCGGACCGUUUGCCCUAUUAUGGGAAAUACUGUGGAACGUUUGCGGAACAGCUGUCUCCAAACCGUAAAUACAAACCCGGUGGCGCUGUCUGGGCUGUUGACAAUCAACAUAUAAUUGUCUCAAAAUUCAUCUUCCAACCCGAAUCCCUAUCAGAAAACAUCACCUUCUGGGCCGGUCCUGGCGACAAAGGAAGCGAUCCAGUGGCGGAUAUGUUCCCAUCGGCCAAUGGCUUCUAUUUAAAACCAGUUCCCAUUGAUCCUAUUGAAGCGAAGAUUCGGCAAAAGGUUAACGCUAGCUCUACAGUAUUUGGGGCCACGCCGGUAAUGCCGAUUGGGAGGAAGAAGCGUGAAACAAUCACCAUCGACUCCCGACCUACUGGCAUUACAAAUAAGACUGGACAACCGGUGCAUCUAAUUGUUCAGGGAGCGGUGAUACAAGUUGAAAACCCAGAUGAUAAGAACCAACAAAUCCUGGCAAAUACAACCGAACUAAUGUCGAUCAACCCGACGAGUAGCAGUGUAUUUUCGGCACCAUUUCAUAUUCAACAACCAGAUGAAGAUCCGGUGCCAAAUCCUAUGUACCCGGUGGCUCUUGAAUGGCAUGCAGGUUUUCAACCACUACUCCUAACCCUCCCGGCCCACAAGUCUAUGAAGACUACGCAUUGGAUAUCGCUUUGGGACCAUAAGAAUCAGAAAUCGAUUUCAUCAGUCGUAUUCCCGAAUGGUCCGGCAUUUCAAGUGCCCGAGGUCAUCACGUUGCGCUCCCUAUUUCCAAAUGCAGGGCUCCUUGCCAAUGUGACAUCUGGGCCAAUUAGGCUAAUUGACGCGAAAACGAUUGAAAUCGAUGAGCUACGAAUUCCGGCCAUUGAUGCACCUAUAUGGUUUGUCGUCGGAAAGGAUGUGUUCCCAAGCGCUAAUGGACAUAUUGUACCGAUCUACAACAAGCGAACAAAUACCUUCGACUGUGAUAGCUUACAAGAAUAUACUGGCCAAACUGUAACCUUAAAAUUACCCGGAACAAUGUAUAUGAAGGACGUUUUCUGGUUUUCAAUAUUUUCGCUGACCACUGGUGUUUCCUACUCCCACAUUUAUUUGCCAUACAACGACAUGCAUUUACCUCCUGAUCUAUCGGCUAUUCCGACUCCUCGCUGCACUUGGAAAGAC